UCCGUGCGCCGGAGCUUGUGGCGUCAAUGCGCCCGCCGUGUCCAUGGAGAGAGGUUGAGGUGGCCGAGCUCCGGUCCGAGCCACCAGGACACCGGGACGGCGAGGAUGUCGGCUUCGUUAGUCCGGGCCACUGUCCGAGCUGUGAGCAAGAGGAAGCUACAGCCCACCCGGGCCGCUCUCACCCUGACACCUUCAGCAGUAAACAAGAUAAAACAACUUCUUAAAGAUAAGCCUGAACACGUAGGUGUGAAAGUUGGUGUCCGAACCAGGGGUUGUAAUGGCCUUUCCUAUACUCUAGAAUAUACGAAGACAAAAGGAGACUCUGAUGAAGAAGUUGUUCAAGAUGGAGUCAGAGUGUUCAUCGAGAAGAAAGCACAGCUGACACUUUUAGGAACGGAAAUGGACUAUGUUGAAGACAAAUUAUCCAGUGAGUUUGUGUUCAAUAACCCAAACAUCAAAGGAACAUGUGGCUGUGGAGAAAGCUUUAAUAUUUGACUCCUCAGGACUGUUUGGGCCAUAGGCCCCAGGAGAGCCGUGGAACUCUAGGGCUUGUUGAAGAAAUCAUGUGACUGUCACAUGCUUAAGGUUUGUAACGUGUGGCUGUCUUAAGAGAAAAAUAAAGUGAUGCAUUUUGAAAAUGGA
Camelus dromedarius (Arabian camel) is the source of this 642-nucleotide messenger RNA. RefSeq names its product iron-sulfur cluster assembly 1 (gene ISCA1). The transcript has 4 exons. Gene Ontology annotation, cellular component: mitochondrion; cytoplasm. Lineage: Eukaryota; Metazoa; Chordata; Mammalia; Artiodactyla; Camelidae. Gene Ontology annotation, molecular function: 2 iron, 2 sulfur cluster binding. Gene Ontology annotation, biological process: iron-sulfur cluster assembly. The record is from RefSeq and is a predicted model, not a curated record. Bases 106 to 495 code for a protein of 129 amino acids.